Sphaeroforma arctica JP610 is the source of this 879-nucleotide messenger RNA. RefSeq lists its product as hypothetical. Gene Ontology annotation, molecular function: phosphatidylinositol-4-phosphate phosphatase activity. The transcript is spliced from 3 exons. Gene Ontology annotation, cellular component: endoplasmic reticulum. The record is from RefSeq and is a predicted model, not a curated record. Lineage: Eukaryota; Ichthyosporea; Ichthyophonida. The coding region runs from base 1 to 879 and encodes 292 amino acids. Gene Ontology annotation, biological process: phosphatidylinositol dephosphorylation.
AUGUUGCCAGACACGCUGAAUAUAUACAUCGAGGAGAACACCUUCCGCUUGGAACCCCUCUUUUCCGACCACCGAAAAUCGCCACAUUGGGCUGAGAUAGACCGUGUUACACAUACUAUAAAGCCGGUAGAAGCAGCUGUACUGUCUGGCCACAAUGUGCGCUGUGUGCAUGGAGUCCUAGGUGUGCUUCGUUUGCCCUCAGGCCCUGUAUUGUUAGUAGUUACGGCUAAGAGCGCGAUUGCCGGACGGGUGAGAGGACAUACGCUAUGGAGGGUUAAUGAUGUGGAUUACAUAAGGUACAAUGUCUAUGCUACGCCAGAGGAGGUACAACGAGAUGCCGAGUAUGUCGAUAUGCUCAAAUGGCUGAUCAAUUUUACUGGUCCGCCUUGCCACUCAUACAAUGAUAUUGCAUGCCGUCCCCCCGCACACGGACGCAGAUAUAACUGUCGAGGUAUCAAUUCAGACGGCGACGUGGCUAACUUUUGUGAAGUGGAACAAAUAGUACAGAGUCAUGGUCUCACAGGAUCAUAUGUGCAAGUGCGAGGAUCCAUCCCUCUGUUCUGGCAACAACAGGUUGAUAUUCGGUAUAAGCCAUCGAUCACUUUCCCGGUGCAAGAUAUGAAGAACGAAACCUCGUUUGUCAAGCAUAUGGAUAAGCUGUUGCAAACCUAUGGCAAAGUGGUCCUGGUUGACCUUAUAGACCAAAAUGGGGCCGAAUUGGCCCUCGGAAACAAGUUCAGGUCACUCGUGAAGGCGUACAAGAACGAAUUUGUGCGGUAUAUUGGGUUUGAUUUCCAUAAGGAGUGCAAGGGGAUGCAAUGGGGCAAAUUGAGCAUGCUCCAGUCCGAUCUCAUGCCCGACCUGGAAAAUGACGGGUAG